AUGGCUCGCGAAACGCGGUCGGCGACGGGCAACUCCAAGCCGCGCGUCAUCCCGGUCAUCGACACCGCGCCCACUAUCACGCGCAAGCCCGCAACCAAGAAGAAGGCUGUCCCCAAGAGGGAGGCCAAGGGCGCCAAACCCACUGGCGUGACCAAGAAGAGGGUCCCCAAGAAGGACGGCGCGGUCGCUAAGGUCAAGGCCGCCGUGAAGAAGACGGCGAAGAAGGCGACCGCGACUGAGAAGAAGACGGAGGAGAAGGCCGAGAAGGUUGAAAAGGCUGACAAGGAGGUCAAGCCCAAGACAACAGCUAAGAAGUAG
Messenger RNA from Chaetomium globosum CBS 148.51, 318 nucleotides. RefSeq lists its product as uncharacterized. Bases 1 to 318 code for a protein of 105 amino acids. The transcript is spliced from 3 exons. The record is from RefSeq and is a predicted model, not a curated record. NCBI's taxonomy places the organism in Eukaryota, Fungi, Ascomycota, Sordariomycetes, Sordariales, Chaetomiaceae.